Molecule: messenger RNA, 4976 nt
Organism: Vanrija pseudolonga
Lineage: Eukaryota; Fungi; Basidiomycota; Tremellomycetes; Trichosporonales; Trichosporonaceae
Product: Pentafunctional AROM polypeptide
Exons: 2
Coding region: 66-4901 (1611 amino acids)
Biological process (GO): aromatic amino acid biosynthetic process; chorismate biosynthetic process
Cellular component (GO): cytoplasm
Molecular function (GO): 3-phosphoshikimate 1-carboxyvinyltransferase activity; 3-dehydroquinate synthase activity; shikimate 3-dehydrogenase (NADP+) activity
Source: RefSeq, a predicted model, not a curated record
CCCCCUUCCUCUUCUCCAACCUCUCUCGAGUGAAAAGCUAGAGCACAGCUCUAGCCCGAGGCCCCAUGACCUCCCUCGCCGACGUCCUCAAAAUCUCCAUCCUCGGAAACGACUCUAUCCACGUCGGCUUCCACCUCCUCCCUUACAUCUUCCGCACCAUCGUCACGACGCUCCCCUCGAGCACGUACGCCCUCAUCACCGACACCAACCUCGCGUGCCUGUACCUCAAGGACAUUGAGGAUGCGUUCAACACUGCCGCGGCCGACGCCGGCUCCAAGGCCCGCUUCCUCACCUACCAGGUCGCUCCCGGAGAAGGCGCAAAGUCGCGCCAGGUCAAGGGUGACAUUGAGGACUGGCUCCUCGACGAGAAGUGUACCCGCGACACUGUGAUCCUCGCCUUUGGCGGCGGCGUCAUUGGCGACCUUACUGGCUUUGUGGCCGCUACCUUCAUGCGAGGCGUCAAGUUCGUCCAGAUCCCGACGACCCUCCUCGCCAUGGUCGACUCGAGCGUCGGCGGCAAGACGGCCAUCGACACGCCGCACGGCAAGAACCUCAUCGGCGCAUUCUGGCAGCCGAGCUACAUCUUCAUCGACCUCGCCUUCCUCUCGACGCUCAACCAGCGCGAGUUCUCCAACGGCAUGGCCGAGGUCGUCAAGACCGCGGCUAUCUGGAAGGCCGACGACUUUGCCCUCCUCGAGUCGCGCGCCGAGGAGAUCUCGUCCGCCGUGUCCACCAAGGCUGAGGGCUUUGCCGGCCGCUUCGAAAAGGACCGCUCGGUCGCCCAGGGCCUGCUGCUUACUGUCGUCUCGGGCUCGGUCUAUGUCAAGGCCCACAUCGUCACCAUUGACGAGCGCGAGACGGGUCUCCGCAACCUUGUCAACUUUGGCCACACGAUUGGCCACGCCAUCGAGGCCGUCCUCACCCCCGCCAUCCUCCACGGCGAGUGCGUGUCCGUCGGCAUGAUCCUCGAGGCCGAGGUCGCCCGCCAGCUCGGUCACCUCAACCAGGUCGCUGUAGGCCGCCUCACCCGUGCGUGCGCCGCCUACGGCCUCCCCGUUUCCCUUUCGGACCGCCGCAUUGCGAGCCUCCCCGCUGCGUCGCAGCUCACCGUCGACCGCCUCCUUGACAUUAUGCGUAUCGACAAGAAGAACUCGGGCCCCGCCAAGAAGAUUGUCAUUCUCUCCCGUAUCGGCAAGACGUACGAGGAGAAGGCCACCGUCGUCGCCGACGAGGUCAUCCGCAAGGUCCUCUGCGAGGCCGCUAUCGUCAUCCCUGGCGUGCCCACCAAAUCGCCGGUUACGAUGGAGACGCCGGGCUCCAAGUCCAUCUCGAACCGCGCGCUUGUGCUCGCCGCGCUCGGCAAGGGCACCUGCCGCGUCCGUAACCUUCUCCACUCGGACGACACUGCCGUCAUGAUGAACGCGCUCGCCGAGCUCAAGGGCGCAGUCUUUGGCUGGGAGGACGGAGGCGAGACCAUUGUCGUCGAAGGCCACGGCGGCAAGCUUUCGCCCCCUCCCAAGGGCAAGGAGCUGUACCUCGGCAACGCCGGCACUGCUGCCCGCUUCCUCACGACCGUCUGCACCAUUGUGCAGGGCGAGGGCUCCGAGGACAAGUCUACUGCCAUCACUGGCAACGCGCGCAUGAAGCAGCGCCCUAUCGGCCCGCUCGUCGACGCGCUCCGCGCCAACGGCGCCAAGGUCGACUACCUCGAGGGCCAGGGCUGCCUCCCCCUCAACAUUGGCACUGACGGCCUCCGUGGCGGUCACAUUCAGCUCGCCGCCAGCGUGUCGAGCCAGUAUGUCUCGUCGAUCCUGCUCUGCGCGCCCUACGCCAAGGAGGAGAUCACGCUCGAGCUCAUCGGCGGCCAGGUCAUCUCGCAGCUCUACAUUGACAUGACUAUCGCCAUGAUGGGCCAGUUCGGCGUCAAGGUCCAGCGCAAGACCGACGCUGCCGGCAAGCUCCUCGACGUCUAUGUCAUCCCCAAGGCCACGUACAUCAACCCUCCCGUGUACAACGUCGAGUCGGACGCUUCGAGCGCCACCUACCCCCUCGCCAUUGCUGCCAUCACUGGUACCACGUGCACCAUCUCCAACAUUGGCUCGUCCUCGCUCCAGGGUGACGCCCGCUUCGCCAAGGAGGUCCUCGAGCCCAUGGGCUGCAAGGUCGAGCAGACCGAGACCUACACCACAGUCACUGGCCCUCCUAUCGGCACCCUCCGUGCCCUCGGCAACGUUGACAUGGAGCCCAUGACCGACGCCUUCCUCACCGCAUCGGUCCUUGCCGCCGUGGCCACUCGCCCCUGCCUCCCCGGCCGCGAGGUCGAGGGUCUCCGCCCCGAGGGCACCCGCAUCUACGGUAUCGCCAACCAGCGUGUCAAGGAGUGCAACCGUAUCAAGGCUAUGCGCGACGAGCUCGGCAAGUUUGGUGUCGAGACCGACGAGUUUGACGAUGGCAUCAUCCUCUAUGGCAAGCCUCACGAGAGCCUCGCGCACGGCGUCUUGGUUCACACCUACGACGACCACCGCGUCGCCAUGGCCCACGCCGUCCUCGCGUGUCUCAUCCCCGGCACCGUGCUCGAGGAGAAGCGUUGCGUUGAGAAGACGUGGCCCAACUUCUGGGACGACCUCCAGAACAAGAUUGGCAUCGACUUUGACGGUGUCGAGCUCGACACGCGCAACCAGGCGUCCACCUCGGGCUCCAAGCCCCAGCAGGACGAGCACCCCGUCUUCCUCAUCGGCAUGCGUGGCGCCGGCAAGACCUACAUUGGUCAGAUUGCGGCCGAGGUCCUCGGCGGCGAGUACACCGACGCCGACGACGUCUUUGUCAAGGAGACCGGCAAGUCGGUCGCCGAGUUUGUUGCUGCCAACGGCUGGCCUGCCUUCCGCGAGACCGAGACCAAGAUCCUUGCUGGCUUCCUCGAGGAGAAGCGCGGCAACCACGUGAUUGGCCUCGGCGGCGGUGUCGUCGAGACCGAGGCGGCACGCAAGCUCCUCACCAACUAUGCGGCCAAGGGCGGUGUCGUCGUCCACAUCACCCGUGAGCUGGAGGACAUUGAGGCCUUCCUCGACAAGAUUGGUGGCACGGCCCAGCGCCCCAAGUGGGGUGAGGACUUUGCCGACGUCUUCCGUCGCCGCGAGCCCUGGUACCAGGCAUGCAGCAGCCACGAGUUUGUCAACAUCCUCGACCCGGUCGGCAAGCAGACGCCUGCCGAGCACCACCGCGCCAUGCGCGCCGAGUGCCAGCGCUUCUUCAACUUUGUCACUGGCAAGGACGCGAACCGCCCCGUGCUCACUGGCCCCAACGCCAAGCCCACGGCCUUCCUCUCCCUCACGUUCCCUGACCUCACGCCGGCGCUCGCCAACAUUGAGACGCUGACUGAGGGCUCGGACGCCAUCGAGCUCCGCGUCGACCUCCUCUCGCCCACUGGCAAGGCGCCGACCGAGCCCACCCUCCCGCCGGCGUCGUACGUCGCCAAGCAGCUCGCUCAGCUCCGUCUCGUCUCCGGCCUCCCUGUCGUCUACUCUGUCCGCUCUAAGGACCAGGGCGGUUGGGCCCCUAGCAACGACGCUGCUGGCUACGCUGCCCUCGUCCACCUUGGCCUCCGCUCCGCUGCCGAGUACGUCGACGUCGAGCUGGCCUGGCCCGCGCCUGUCAUCGCUGGCAUCCACGGUGCUCGCGGCCAGUCUGCUCUGAUUGCCUCGUGGCAUGACUGGACCGGUAAGAUGAAGUGGGACGGCCCCGAGGUUGCGGCCAAGUACGUCGAGGGUGACAAGCUGGGCGACGUUAUCAAGAUUGUUGGCACUGCCACGAGCUCUGCCGACAAUGCCGCGCUCGCGCUCUUUGCCGACCGCAAGCGCGCCGACCCGGCCGCCAAGCCCCUGCUUGCCAUCAACAUGGGCGCUCUGGGCCAGCUCUCGCGCGUCAUCAACCCCACGCUCACUCCCGUCACCCACGCCGACCUCCCGUCGCGCGCUGCCCCUGGCCAGCUUACGGCUCGCGAGGUCAACCAGGCGCGCGCGUUGAUCGGCCUCGAGCCGUCGCGCAAGUUCUUCCUUUUCGGGUCGCCGAUUGCGGCAUCCGUCUCGCCUACCCUUCACAACUCGGGGUUCCAGGCACUUGGAUUCCCGCACGUCUACGACCGCCACGAGGCGUCGACUGUGGACGCGGGUGUGCUCGCCGUCCUCAACGACCCCGCGUUUGGCGGUGCGAGCGUGACGAUCCCGCUCAAGCUGGACGUUAUCCCUCAUCUUGCCGAGGUCUCGGAGCACGUCAAGGUCAUUGGCGCUGUCAACACGAUCAUUGUGCGCGAGGGUGCCAACGGACGCGAGCUCUACGGUGACAACACUGAUUGGGCCGCCAUCCACGAGGCCGCUCAGCGUAACCUGUCGCCGGCCCUGGCAUCGGGACCUGACGGGCUGACCACUCUUGUUAUCGGCGCUGGUGGUACCUGCCGCGCGGCCAUCUACGCGCUUCACCAGCUCGGUGCGCGCCGGAUCCUGUUGUUCAACCGAACUCGCGCCAACGCCGAGUCCGUCGCAGCGUCGUUCCCCAAGGAAUACAACGUUGUGGUGGUCGACGCGCUCGACAAGCUUCCGGCUCAGCCUGGCGUGGUCGUGUCGACCGUGCCUGGUACCAGUCUCACUGCCGACUCCAGCAGCGAGGGCAUCUUCCUUCCCUCGUCGGUGCUCUCUGCGCCUGGCGGCGUCGCGAUCGAUCUCGCUUACAAGCCGUACAAGACUGCUCUUCUCACCACGGCCGAGAGCGCGGGCUGGGCCAGCAUCAGCGGGAUUGAGAUUCUCACUCUGCAAGGAUUCCGUCAAUUCUCUCUGUGGACUGGCAAGCCAGCGCCAGUGUCGGUUAUGCGCAACGCGGCCAUGGACAAGUACUUUGCUUCAGCCUAGACGCCAGAUGGCAGCAGGCCGUGUCAGCGGGCCCAAGGCCGACCAGUGCUUUUGACCGAGAAUUAGUUGGUGCAG